CAAUAACAAUCCAUUAAUCAGAAUGCUGAGUGAGUGGAUUAUUUGGGGCAACACAGAACUACCCCCCCCCCCCCCAUGGCCAGGCAUGUACGCUGAGGGUUUCAAAAACAAGAAAGUACAGCUGCCCAAUGGGUGUCUGCACCCAGAGACACGUUCCUAGUAGCCCUUUCAAGGGUUGCAAAGAAACAAAAUAUUUGUCUGUGGCCAAAAAAACUUGGGAUGUCUUCACGUUGUUGCCAACCCCCGACACAUGGACAGCAAGGGCUGGCUCAGGAGUGUGACUCAAAGGAAGGCCUCCACAUCCCUUUCCCAAAGGAGACUUUCAUUCCUGCAUAUGUGCCAUAGGUUCGCCACCACAGGUCUGUGAGCUCAAGCUAACUUCUGACUGCUGUUUUAUUGUCGGGAGAAGCAGGACCCCAAACUUUGUAUCAACACUUGAACCCUUUCCAAAGGCCAGUCCUGCACAUGGCACUUAGCCAAGAAACCCAGUUAUCUGAAGACACAGUAGCAAAAUACAGCAAUUUGCAGCAGCAAAUGAGGAGUCAGUAAAAGUAUUCAUUGGGGAAUUUAUUCCCAGCAAUGCAGAGUGAAGACGCUCUCUCAAGGGGAGUGAAAUAACGUAGCUCAACUAAGAAAGUCCCAGAUCUUACCCAAGGGGCUGCUCCCCAAAGUGUAGCAAGUUGGGGAGAGGGAGGUGAUGAGACUACCCUCUCCUCUUAUGCCAGCUUCUUCCCAGCCUUUUCCUUUAGCAAUCUGAAGUAGGGUUGGCCUCUCCUCUCCUCUCUUCUGUGGCUCGUUCAGUCUCUAUUUCUGUCUCUGUCUCUCUCCCUCUCCCUGACUCCCUCCUCUUCUCAUCUCUUCUGUCUUCAUCUCUCUCCCACUCCCCUCCUUCAUGUCUCUCUGUCCCUCUCAGCUGGAAGUCAGAAUCUCCUGAAGCAAUUGCAUGGCCCCAGAAUGAUGCAGAGGCGCCGAUCUCUACCAGUGAGCAGGAGAAUAGGCUUUGGGCCUGGGGUUCCACUGCAAUGGAAAAGUCUUGCAUGUCCAUACAAGAGUGAUUGGGGGGGCUAGAGGAGGGCCACCCCUUCUGAUUUUGGAGGAUUUAAUUCAUGAGAUCAGAGUUGGAGCUAGAAAGGGACCUUCUGGGCCCUCUGAUCCAACACUCAUUUUUCUAGAUUUAAAAUGGGAAGCUGAAAACAUAGAUGGAGAACUGGAAGGGGAGACCCAAUUGCAGCUCUCUGAGCUGUUUGCAGGGAACCUGAGUAGCUGCUUAGGCUUGUACCCCACAGAGACGAAGGCAAGUCACAGGUAUAAUGAAGGGGUGUGUGUGUGUGUGUGUGUGUGCCCUUAAAGAGCUCACUGGGAGUGGACAAUACAUCCAUGGAGAAGUAGGGCUGGACUGGCACAGAGAUUGUGGGAGGAGAGGUCAAAGGAAAAGGGCUGGAGGGGGGGAGCCAUUCUUGACUCCGGAGAGGAUGGGCCACCGAGCAUUUGGGAACGGAAGGGUGAUGGGUUCAGAGCUGUUCUAAGACAGAUCACUUAGGCAGCUGAGUGGAGGAUGGAUUGGAGAAUCAAGCAACUGGGGGAGGGGGGACUGGUGAGAGGGCUGACCCCAAUACUCCAGGCCUGUGGUGCUGAGGGUGCGAAGGAGGGCAGAGGCUAUGCAACCGGAGAGAAGGAGGUGGAUGUGAGAGAUGGAAACAGAAUCUAAAAUGGGCAACUUUUAACCUAGAUCCCAGAAGGAGCCUCCGUACACCACGUCUAGCUGUCUUCGUCUCUAGGUUUUGGGACACUGACUGUCUCUCCUUCUCUGAGGGUUCCUCCUCCAGAUUAUGCCCUCUAACCAUAGGUGUCCUUCAGGGCUCCGUCCUGGGCCCUCUGAAUGGCUUCACCUGGUGUCUCAUCAGCUCCCAUGGAUUUAAUGCCCAUCUCUAGGCUGAAGAUUCUCCCCUUCCUGCUCCAACCUCUCUGCUGAUUCCAGUCUCACACCUCCAACGGCCUUUCCCGGCCUGAAUGUCCAGUAGACAAAUCCUUCCGUGCCCAACAGAACUCAUCUGUCCCCCUAAAUCCUCCCCUCUCCAUAGACUUGCUGAGGCUCACACGAAGCCCGGAAGGCAUCACCUCUCAAACACGCCUCGCUGCUGCUCGGAGCAGAUCGACCCGCUCAAGUCUCUCUCCCCGACGAUCCAUCCUCUCUUCGGCCGCUAGAGCGAUUUUCCUGAACCCAAGACUGAUGCCGGGCCCCCUCCCCCCAGGAAACUCCAGCGGCGGCUGCCUAUAGCCUCCACAGUACUAAAUACCGCUCGGCCCUGGAAGCCCUUCGUCUCCCGCCUCCUUCCACCUGACUCCCGCCCAGGCUGUGAUGCGCUCACCAGCUCCUCGCUCCCGGGGUUUCCAGAGGAAGCUCUCCCUCCUCAUCUCACCUAAGCCACCGCCCGGCCUCCCUGGCUUCCUUCAGUCCCCAGCUGAAACCCCGCCUUCCACUGGGAGCCUUUCUCUCCGCCGAUGACGGUUCUGCUGGAAUCCAGAGAGCACAACUAGGAGCCGGAGGUGUAAGUUACAGAGACCCGGAAAAAAUCCCCCCAAAUCAGCUCCAUCCAGAAAGAGGCUGGGCUGCCUUUUGGAGGUAGUGAGCUCCUCAUCCUAGAAGGUCUCCAAGCAGAAGCUGAAUGGUUUUUUGUGUGUGAGGGGUGGGACGGAGUUCUCCCACUACGAACCUCCCCAACUCCGAGACUGGAACACUUGAGGACCUGUUUGUGCUCCUUUAAUCGCUAUCGGCAAUCGGGACUACAACUCCCAGAAUCCACUGAGGCGGGGAGGUGUGUUCCGGCGCCCGCCUUCCGCCCAGAAUAUUCCGAGGGCAUCAUGGGGCUGAAGGCUGCCCAGAAGAACCUUUUCCCUCUCCGCUCCAUUGAUGAUGUGGUGAGACUCUUUGCUGCUGAGUUGAAUCGGGAGGAGCCUGACUUGGUGCUGCUGUCCCUGGUCCUGGGCUUCGUGGAGCACUUCUUAGCAGUCAACCGGGUGAUCCCCACCAAUGUGCCAGAGCUCACCUUCCAGCCCAGCCCGGCCCCUGACCCCCCAGGUGGCCUCACCUACUUCCCAGUGGCUGACCUCUCCAUCAUUGCAGCCCUCUAUGCCCGCUUCACUGCCCAGAUCCGAGGUGCCGUGGACCUGUCUCUGUACCCCCGAGAGGGCGGCGUUUCCAGCCGAGAGCUAGUGAAGAAGGUCUCGGAUGUCAUAUGGAACAGCCUCAGCCGUUCCUACUUCAAGGACCGGGCUCACAUCCAGUCCCUCUUCAGCUUCAUCACAGGUACCAAGCUGGACAGUUCUGGAGUGGCCUUUGCAGUGGUGGGGGCUUGCCAGGCCUUGGGCCUCCGAGAUGUCCACCUGGCCCUGUCUGAGGACCACGCCUGGGUCGUGUUCGGCCCUGAUGGAGAGCAGACGGCCGAGGUCACGUGGCACGGGAAAGGCAACGAGGACCGACGGGGACAGACCGUGAACGCCGGCGUAGCGGAACGAAGCUGGUUGUACCUGAAGGGGUCCUAUCUGCGCUGCGACCGGAAGAUGGAGGUAGCCUUCAUGGUGUGCGCCAUCAACCCCUCCAUCGACCUACACACCGAUUCUCUGGAGCUGCUCCAGCUGCAGCAGAAACUUCUCUGGUUGUUGUAUGACUUGGGACACUUGGAAAGGUACCCGAUGGCUCUGGGUAACCUGGCCGACCUGGAGGAACUGGAACCCACACCCGGCAGGCCGGACCCUCUCACCAUCUACCACAAGGGCAUCGCCUCCGCCAAGACCUACUAUCGGGAUGAGCACAUCUACCCCUACAUGUACCUGGCCGGCUACCACUGCCGCAAUCGCAACGUGCGAGAAGCCCUGCAGGCCUGGGCCGACACGGCCACCGUCAUCCAGGACUACAAUUACUGCCGGGAGGACGAGGAGAUUUACAAGGAAUUCUUCGAGGUGGCCAACGACGUGGUCCCCAACCUGCUGAAGGAGGCCGCAGCCCUGGCAGAGACUGGGGAGGACCGCGGUGGGGACCACGCCCAGGGCUCCCCGGCCCAGGGCUCAGCCCUGCAGGACCCCGAGUGCUUCGCCCACCUCCUGCGCUUCUACGAUGGCAUCUGCAAGUGGGAAGAGGGCAGCCCCACGCCGGUGCUGCACGUGGGCUGGGCCACCUUCCUGGUGCAGUCCUUGGGCCGCUUCGAGGGGCAGGUGCGGCAGAAGGUCCGAAUCGUGAGCCGGGAGGCCGAGACAUCGGAGACGGAGGAGCCGUGGGGCGAGGAGGCCCGAGAGGGCCGCCGGAGGGGGCCCCGCAGGGAGUCCAAGCCCGAGGAGCCCCCGCCCCCCAAGAAGCCGGCCCCGGACAAGAACGUGGCCAGGAGACCCGGGGUGGUGGUGGGGGCCCCCAAGGGCCCAGAGGGCGGGGGCCCCGCGCCCGCGGCGCCCCCCCCAGCCUCGCCGCCCCCAGAGGGCCCGGUGCUCACGUUCCAGAGCGAGAAGAUGAAGGGCAUGAAGGAGCUGCUGGUGGCCACCAAGAUCAACUCGAGCGCCAUCAAGCUGCAGCUCACGGCGCAGUCCCAGGUGCAGAUGAAGAAGCAGAAGGUGUCGACGCCCAGCGACUACAGCCUGUCCUUCCUCAAGCGGCAGCGCAAGGGGCUCUGAGCCCUCCCGCCCCGCCCCGCCCCGCCCCCCUGUACAUAGAGCGGUUUUUCAACCUCCGGGAAGAUGAAUAAAUUUUGUUAACAAA
This is a messenger RNA of Monodelphis domestica (gray short-tailed opossum), 4747 nucleotides long. It is a transcript of the gene MEN1, whose product is annotated as menin 1. Gene Ontology annotation, cellular component: chromatin; histone methyltransferase complex; nucleus. Gene Ontology annotation, biological process: negative regulation of cell cycle; regulation of transcription by RNA polymerase II; negative regulation of cell population proliferation. Gene Ontology annotation, molecular function: chromatin binding; transcription cis-regulatory region binding; Y-form DNA binding. The record is from RefSeq and is a predicted model, not a curated record. Lineage: Eukaryota; Metazoa; Chordata; Mammalia; Didelphimorphia; Didelphidae.